Messenger RNA from Pestalotiopsis fici W106-1, 759 nucleotides. RefSeq lists its product as uncharacterized. The coding region runs from base 1 to 759 and encodes 252 amino acids. The record is from RefSeq and is a predicted model, not a curated record. NCBI's taxonomy places the organism in Eukaryota, Fungi, Ascomycota, Sordariomycetes, Amphisphaeriales, Sporocadaceae. The transcript is spliced from 3 exons.
AUGGCUUCAGCCGUCAUGACACCAGCAAUUUUAUCUGCAUUGCGGAAUCAUCCCGUCUUACCACAGCACAGUUGGUACAUUGUUGCAGCUUCGGCAUUGACAAUAUUGAACCGCCCGGAUGAGAUAGCAAAGGUCUAUUCAUUUGCUCUUGAGCACGGCAGCCAUGGUGCCGAGGUCAAGCCAAGCCACGAAGACAAGCUGGCCAUUUCAAGAAGGAUCAGAGAGGCACUGAUCAAGACCUCUGCAGUUGGAGGCCUGCCCAAGACGAUCAACGCCUUGCUGUCACUGAAGCAGGUUACGCCUGACGAGCUCAUCGAUGAGCCUGGCGCUCCUUCGCCGACAGGCAGAAUGGAGGACAUCCAUAACGUGCCGUAUUCCGAGAUCCUCGAGAGAGGACGUACCUUUUUCGACAUGAUCUACGGCAAGAUAGCCAAGCGGGUCAUGGGGCAAAUGGACAGAUCUGGUACCGAAGACCUUGGGCUCAUUGCCCGGCUCGAAUACGGGCACGUCUUGAGCAACACCAGGAUCCUCUCGCCUACCGAGACCUCCUUCGUCUUGAUCGCGGGUCUUAUUCCGCAGGAUGUGAACCCUCAGCUCAAGGGUCACCUCCGAGGUGCAUUGAAUGGAGGCGCAACCGUUGAGCAGGUACGUGCAGUUCGGGAAGUCACCCAGAUGAUCUGCCACGCCUCAGGCAUGAAGCGGCUGGCUGAAGACGCCGUCGGAGGGUGGGGAUGGCGGAGCGAUGUCGCCAACGUCUAG